CUUCAGCUCAUUUAAAAUUUUAAAUCUGUUACAUUGAAAUCCACGACCAGGAUGGCAGCUGCCAGCACAACUAAAACAUCCUGGAAACUUCAGGAGAUAGUCGCACAUGCCAGCAAUGUGUCAUCAUUGGUUCUAGGGAAGACCUCCGGGCGCCUGCUGGCUACAGGCGGUGAGGACUGUCGAGUAAACAUCUGGGCUGUCAAUAAACCAAACUGCAUCAUGAGCCUGACUGGACACAAUAACCCAGUAGAGUGCAUCCAGUUCAGUAGCACAGAAGAGCAGGUUGUGGCUGGCUCGCAGUCUGGGUCAUUACGGGUUUGGGACCUAGAAGCAGCUAAAAUUCUCCGGACCUUAACGGGACACAAAGCCAACGUCUGCAGCCUGGAUUUCCAUCCCUACGGGGAGUAUGUGGCUUCUGGCUCCAUGGACACAAACAUCAAGUUAUGGGAUAUUAGAAGAAAAGGGUGUGUGUUUAGGUACAAGGGCCACACACAGGCUGUGCGGUGUCUCUGCUUUAGUCCGGAUGGGAAGUGGCUGGCCUCAGCAAGUGACGACAGCACAAUAAAGCUGUGGAACUUGACGGCUGGGAAGAUGAUUACUGAAUUCACAGCACACACAGCCGCUGUGAAUGUUGUGGCGUUUCAUCCAAACGAGUAUCUCCUGGCAUCGGGGAGCUCCGACAGGACAGUAAAACUUUGGGAUCUGGAGAAGUUUCAGAUGAUUGGCUCCUCGGAAGGGGAGACGAGUCCUGUUAGAAGCAUUGCAUUCAACCCGGAUGGGUGCUGCCUCUACAGUGGCUCCCAGGAUUUGUUGAGAGUGUAUGGCUGGGAGCCAGACCGCUGUUUUGAUGUGGUGCCAGUGACCUGGGGCAAGGUGGCCGACCUUGCCAUCUGUAACAACCAGCUGAUUGGAGUCUCAUCAAGCUUGACUAACGUCUCCUCCUAUGUGGUGGAUCUCAAUCGAGUGAAGAAAUCUGGUUCAGUUAUUCAGGGCUUUAUUCAGGAUGACAAGCCGCUUGCUGCACCACCAGUGAAGGGAACCGGCAUCCGUCGCAACUACGAGCGCCCGCUUACCACCUGCAACACACACCAGAGGGUGAAGCAGAACUUGGAGAGUGAUCGUCGGAGCCCCGAAGGCGAGAGACGCAGCCCCAGUAGUGAGGAGGACCGGGAUGACAAGGAGUCUACUGCAGAGAUCCGCAACCCAGAAGACUACAAAGAGAUCUUUCAGCCCAGCAGUGCUAUCUCUCAAACCCCCCCGAAGAGAAGUGAGCCUUUCCCUGCCCCUCCGGAAGAUGAGAUUUUCCCAGUGAAGCCCAGCGCUGCAUUGGAAAUGAUGACCCCAUUACCAGAAAGACUCAAGCCUGAGCAGUUAAAGAUGGCUCCCAUGGCCUCAUCCACUCCAGUGAAUAGGGUGGAGCCUACUAUCAUCCCACCUACCAACCGGCCGUUGCCAGGGGCUAACCCCGCCCCCAGCAAAGCUAACCCUGCCCCCAGUAAAGCAAAACCACCUGUAAUUCUUGCCUCCCGGAAUGAGCCAAUUGGAUUGAAGGCAUCCGACUUUCUCCCGCCAGCAAAGAAUAACAGUCAGCCUGCCCUGAAUGACGACGAUGCCCUGUCCCAGAUUAGGAAGGGCCACGACACCAUGUGUGUGGUCCUCACCAGCCGGCAGAAAAACCUUGACACCGUGAGAGCAGUCUGGAGCAGCGGGGACAUCAAGACCUCUCUGGAUUCAGCAGUGACCAUCAAUGAUCUGUCUAUUAUAGUGGAUAUUCUGAAUAUCCUCAACCUCAAACCAUCUUUGUGGAAGUUGGAUCUGUGCACCUCCAUCCUUCCCCAAAUUGAAAAACUGCUGCAGAGCAAGUAUGAAAGCUAUGUUCAGACGGGCUGCACCUCCUUAAAACUCAUCCUCCAGCGCUUUCUGCCUUUGAUAGCAGAUAAUCUCACAGCACUCCCUUCAGUUGGGGUUGAUAUCACACGAGAGGAAAGACACCAGAAAUGCAAAGCAUGUUACAAGCAGCUGAGGAACCUGAGAAAUGUUGUGAAGAGCAAGGCUGGUCUGGUGGGACGGCAUGGCAGUGCCUUCAGAGAGCUCCAGCUACUAAUGGCUACACUGGACUGAACACAUCUUGUUUUGGGACUGUGAGGUUUCUCCUCCUUCAUAUGGUGGCCUGUGACUCUGUUUUCAAUGGCAUGGAUUGCUCAACAUUGCUGCGUUUAAGAAACCAGUACAAGGUCUUUUAAGUGAUGACACCACCGGUUUCAUUUUCUAGUUUUAAAGGGAUGUCAGCAUUUUAUAUCCCAAGAUAACACCCUUACUUGCACUCAUCUGAGUGAUUUUGAGAAAGCUGUCCAAAGGAUCGCAACCCUAGCCCCAGAUUUUCCAGUGGAAAUUGGGAUGCACUGUACAAAAUGAAUUAUUAUAAAUGAUAUUCUCUGCUUGUGACAAAGAAGCUGCUUCAACAGGAUAAAAAUUGUUGUAAAAAGCAAAAAUAAUAAAAUAUAUUUUUGAAAAGUAUAAGACAGCCUUUAACUAUGAGAAUGGUUGUGCUCCAGAAUGAAUUUUUUACGUUUUGUAGCAUGUUACAAUGUGGUUAUAUAAUCAUGUGGGAGGAUUGCAGUAAGGUGGGCAUUGGAACUGUUAGUCCACUGACCUACUGGUUUGGAUAGUAUAUACAAUCUGCUAACUUUAAAUCAAUGUAAUUAUAUUUGGUGCAAGAGGCAGCGACAAAUGCAGUAAUAGUUUUCCUGUAAACUACUGCCAUUUAUCCAAACAAAACUUAAAUCCUCUUUGUUUUGUAGCGACUGGGUGUACAGCGCCAUUCAGUAAAACGGCUACUGUUUAAUUUUCAUACAAGUUUCCCAUUCCUGUCCUAUACUUGAUUCAAUGCCUUCAAGUAAUUUUUGUUGCACUACCUAAAAAGAGGUAGACUGUGCAUGGUUGUUUGGAUAAAUUGUCUUUUAUUGUAUAAGCUAUUACAUUUUUACUGUCUGCAGCAACAGUCUUAAUUAUGAAGAAAUGUGCUGUAUGAUUUUAGGUAAUUAUCCACUAGCAACUGAACAUUGCACUGCAUGAAUGCAGGCAGUAGAUUAAUUGUAGAAACAUUUAAACACAUAAGCAUUGUCUUUCCAAGUCAAGGUUAUCCUGUCCCUACUGCUCUCAUCGUCAUGCAUUUUUCCUAAUUACACAACUUUCUGUUAGUCUUCCCUGUGCUUGAUUGUAGGGUUGGCUAUGCUCUGGCUCUGGAGCCCUGCAGCCGGAGUGGAGCUUGCCAGUUCUCUGAACUGGAGCUGGGGAUGCUGGAGGCAGAGCGGAGUGGAGUUGGAGCAGGGAAUGCUGGAGCCGGUGCAGAGCAGCUCCACAAUUUCCUGCUUUUUCACAUUUUAAAUAAUCCUUCCUAAAUUAUUUGGUUUAAACAUUUGAAUGUACAAAAUAAGUAUAUAAAACAACUAAAUGUAAAUUCAGACGUACUUUAAUGCACAUCAUAUUUCUAUUGCUAUAAGAUCUGAAUGGCAUCAAACAGGAUUAUCCCUUGUGGCUCUACAAACAGCAUUGCUGCACAGAGGGCAAUGAGUGCCAUGCAAUAAGAAGCUUGCUGGUCAUGCCGACUGGUUCACCUUGUCUUAGUGCUGGAGUGCUGCACUGACCUUGCAGUAGAGACUAGGGAACAAAUGUGACCCUCAGCAAAUAAUAAUCAAAUCCUGAUUUAAAAUGUAAAAACAGUUUUCAGACAACUCCCACGCAAGCCAGACAGCAUAGCUAGCAGCAUGCUAAAUAAGUGAAUAAAUGAAUGAAACCAAAACAAGAAUGUUUUUAAUUUUACUUAAUUUAGUAUGUAUUUGAA
Polyodon spathula (Mississippi paddlefish) is the source of this 3844-nucleotide messenger RNA. Its product is annotated as katanin p80 WD40 repeat-containing subunit B1-like. Gene Ontology annotation, cellular component: katanin complex. Gene Ontology annotation, biological process: microtubule severing; microtubule depolymerization. Gene Ontology annotation, molecular function: microtubule binding. Lineage: Eukaryota; Metazoa; Chordata; Actinopteri; Acipenseriformes; Polyodontidae. The record is from RefSeq and is a predicted model, not a curated record. Bases 52 to 2121 code for a protein of 689 amino acids. The transcript is spliced from 19 exons.